Messenger RNA from Drosophila navojoa, 2382 nucleotides. RefSeq lists its product as uncharacterized. The record is from RefSeq and is a predicted model, not a curated record. NCBI's taxonomy places the organism in Eukaryota, Metazoa, Arthropoda, Insecta, Diptera, Drosophilidae. Gene Ontology annotation, molecular function: volume-sensitive chloride channel activity; intracellularly calcium-gated chloride channel activity. Gene Ontology annotation, cellular component: plasma membrane.
AGUCUGGGUAUUCUGGCUUCCAUACCUGCCGGCAUGCUGAUACUCUCGUUGCUCGGCUUGCUGCUGUAUCUGCUGACGCGCUGCUGCGAUCGCAAGCAGCGCAAGCCGAGCGCCCAGCGCUGCCAGAGCUGUUCGCUGGUCAUCAUAACGCUGAUGACCUGUGCGGCCAUUGGACUAGGUUUAUAUGGCAACGACGAUUUCCACAAUGGUCUGCUGCAGGCCUUCAGCUCCGGCAGGAAGGUGGAGAGUCUUGUGCUCAAUCUUAAACAAGAGACUGAAACCAUAAAGCGUGAUCUCGAAACGAAAAUGGCAUCGCACAAGGUGCAGGACAUGGUGGAGAAGCCCCAGUACAAUCAGACCGCAGUUAUGCUGCUCAUUGAGACGUCGCGUCUGGUGCGGGAGAAUACGUCGCGCGCGGUCACCUCGCUGGACAACAUGGUGCUCUAUUUCAUGAAGACUAAGGGCAGCGAGAACGAGACCUCGCUGAUGGGCAUUCUCCAUCUGGGCGAUCUAUAUGAAUCGAUACGAUGGCCAGCCACAUUGGCCUUCCUCACCCUGCUGCUGUUCCUGUGCACAGUCCUGGUCAUCGGGGUCGCCCGUCGCUCGCGCUGCACGCUGAUCUUCUUCAGUGUCUCGGGCCUGUUCUGCAUCAUCAUCUGCUGGCUGCUGGCCGGCAUCUAUUUGGCCUCCAGCGUGGCAGCCGGCGACUUUUGCAUGCGUCCCCAUGAGUACAUGUGCCGCCAGGUGGGCAUGCGCAGUCCGUAUGUUUAUUUCCUUAACUGUGGCACAUUGCGCAAUCGCUUCAUAUUGCGCCUCAACGAGUCCCGCGAUUUGGUGGAACGUGCUCGCGAGAGCGUUGAAAUGAUGCAACGCAUGAGCCAGGACACGUAUCCGCGCAUUGACAUUCAACGCACACUGAACGCCAUGGACAACGACCUGGAGGAGACGAAACGCAAUCUGACCAAUCUGUCCGCCACACUGGACAGACGGGCCAUCGAUCGACACUAUGCAGAGGCGCUGCACGGCCUCUGCGGCGGCGGCCUGCUCGGCCUCAGUCUGAUGAUGGUCGCCGGCCUGCUGACCGCCUUUCUGCUAACCAUACUGGUCUACGCGGACUCGCACGCCUGGAUCUACCUGAGCAAGAGGCCCACCAUGGAUGGCGAUAAGUCGGAGACGGCGCCGCUGUUCUCAGCGUCGAAUGCGCCGAGUGCCAGCAUUUCGCCGACGGCGCCGAUGAGCACCGGCACCAUAAAUCGCACACUGCUGCACCAUCAGCAGGCGCACGGUGUGCCGAUGGGCGGCAGUGUGGCCGGCGGCGCUGGGGGAGCUGGGGGACACACGGGCACGCUGCCCAGCGGCGGCAGCUUGGCUGGCGGCAAUGGCGUCGGCCCGUACAGGAAUGGCACGGCGGGACUGCGACAAGGAUCGGGCCACCACACGCUCGGCCGGCUGCCGUCGCACCACCAACAGUCGGCGUCGUAUCUGCCCGGCCCCAACAACGGCAAAUAUGCGACGCUCAGCAAGCAGUGUAAGACGCUCGAAUCGAACGACUUCUACUGAGAUUCGCUUGCCUGCAGCACGUAUGCAGGCAAUAGCAACAACACGCAGCACAGCAGCAACAUCAGCCAGCAGCAACAGCAACAGCAGCAGCAACAGCAGCAGCAGCAGCACCACCACCAUCACAGCAGCAGCAACACAUUGAAGAACAUAUUCGCAUCGGCGACGCUGCCCCGCUCCACGGGCAGCUCCAUACGCUCCGUGCUGUCCGCACAGACGGCCAAUGCCAUCUGCAAGUCGACUGGCAAUGGCCUGGACGCUGACGUCCUGGUCGACGAUCGCGAUCCCCGUGACGUCACCAACAACAGCUUCAAUCGCUUCGAUCCCAAGUACAUCAGCAUCGGGCCCAAGGCGGUGCGCGGCAACAACAAUCUGAACAUUGUGGCCGCCGCCACGGCCAACAAGUGCGCCACGCUGCGCCACGUGGGCCGCUAUGGCGGCUCGCUCAAGGGCGCCUCGCCGUCGCCCAAUCUGCGCAGCGCCAAGACGCCGUCGAUAGCCACAGUGUCGAAGGACUACUGCCAGCAGGCGGACUGCAUGCCGCAGGUCUAUGGGGGCGGCUCCACGGACAUGUUGGUGCCGAAUGCAACUCAGCAGCAGCAGCAGCAGCAGCAACAGCAACAGCAGCAGCAGCAGCAGCAGCAGCAGCAAUUGCAGCCACAGCCCGCGCCACCGCCGCCACCCAAGCCAAAGAUAGUCAACACCUUUACGGAAAUACCCGGCACCACGGGCGUGGGCAGCUCCUAUGCCAAGGAGCAGCAGCAGUUGCUGGCGCUGCAGCAGCAGCAACAGCAGCAGUUGCUAGCGCUACAACAGCUACAGCAG